GUCGUUUCUUCCGCGUUGAAAUCGCCAUCGUCUGUCUGCAUACAACAACUGCAGUUCACUUUGAACCACGCGCGCGCUGCCUCAUCCAUAGUCGUCGUCGUCGUCAUUAUAGUCGCCAUGGCCAGUGUGGGAUCAGUUGGGUAUAGUGUGGAAAAGAGGCCCAAAGAAUACCACCCCUAUAGCUCCAAUCUAACGGAUGGAGAACGAAGUCUCGCCAAAAAUCAGCUGGGAGAAGAUGACACCCUCCGAAGGCAGGCUUUGCAACAAAUGCGAGAAAUGAUUGCCGCCCACCCGCACAUCCGGAAAUGUCGAACGGAUCCCGCGUUUUUGUUGCGCUUUUUGAGAGCCCGGAAAUACAACUUGGCGGAAGCGAUCGAGACUCUGGAGCGGUACCUCUCGAUGCGGCAAGUGUUUCGGAUUUGGUUCGAAAAUCUGGACCCCGAGGAUAAGUACAUGAAGCAACUGCUGGCAACGGAAGGGGCGCUACCGCUGGGAGUGGACAACCGUGGCCGAAUGGUUGCGCUGGUCAAGGUUCGAAACUUUGACGCUACCAGGUAUACCUGCCAUCACUUGGGCCGAUUUACGCAUAUGGCCUUGGAGGCGUUCUACGACGAUGAACAGGUUCAAAUUGGUGGAGGGGUUGCGAUCGUUGACUGCCAAGAUGCCACAAUGGCUCAUUUCACCUUGUUCAAGCUGUCCGACAUCAGGAACUUCAUGGAGUGUUUGAAGCAUGCACUGCCCGUGCGCGUUCAGGAAGUCCAUUUGAUCGGUCUACCGCGCAUCGGGGCGGCGAUCGGUGAUCUCAUCCUCAGUUUUGCCAGUGCCGAGAUGAAGCGUUAAAUCAAUUUUCACGCAAACCUGUCCGACGCGCUCAAGCUACUGGAUGUGGACCUGUUACCCGUGGAAUACGGUGGAUCUCAGAGUGCAGCGGACGUUACCGAGAGAUUGAGGGAUCGAUUGGCGGCCAGCAGGGAAAUUUUACUGCAGUUGGAUGAGCUGGAGAUCGAUGGAGGCCCCUAUGCCGGGUUCUGGAACCAGGGCAAAGAUGAGGAUGUGGAGUUUGGGAUGGAAAUAGACUGAGCAUCGUGUCGCGUGUAUUGCCUUGCUGGCCAGUGUGUCUACUCAGAUUUCAUUAGCUGAAUAAUUUGUUUAUAGUUGUUGCGUAUAAGAUUAUCUGCAUUCACUAUUGUUAAGCGAACAUGUUAAAUAUGUUCAUCUUGUUUUCUUAUAAUAUAAUAGCUAUAAAGGUGGUUUUAUACAAGUA
This is a messenger RNA of Aedes albopictus (Asian tiger mosquito), 1264 nucleotides long. RefSeq names its product clavesin-2. Lineage: Eukaryota; Metazoa; Arthropoda; Insecta; Diptera; Culicidae. Gene Ontology annotation, molecular function: phosphatidylinositol bisphosphate binding. Gene Ontology annotation, cellular component: membrane. The record is from RefSeq and is a predicted model, not a curated record. The transcript has 2 exons.